AUGGCUGGACGCAGGAAGGGCAGCAAGAUUGCGGCCGCGAUCGAACUCCCGGUCGAUGCGAUCGGGAAGGACCGCGGUCGCAGUCGCCGCCACAAGAAGAAGCAGCGCACUGAGCAGCAAUGCUUCAAGUGCCAACGGGUGGGGCACAUCGCGAAAGUGUGCAGGGGCACUCUAGCGUGUCUGAAGUGUGCUGAGGCACACGACACACGCGACUGCACCAAGCCUCGCGACGCGGCUGCCAAGUGCGUGAAUUGCGGCGGUGCCCACGCCGCAAACUCGCGCAGCUGCGCCUACGUGCGGGGCUACAGAAACAAGAUGGCCGCCCCACGCCCAGCAGAGGUACCUGGCGUCGAGACGGACGUCCCGCCCCCCCGUUCCCGCGGGGGUGGAGGACCGUGCCGUCGCGAAACCACCACGGACGACGCACUGGCCGCCUUCCACACGGCCCUUGCGGCCGAGAGGGCCGCCAUGAGGGAAGAACUCGUGGCUGUUCACCGCCAGCUGCAACAGCUGCGUGAGGAGCUGCGGGUCCUCAGGAAGACGCCUACCCCCACCGCCAGCUCCACUGCGAGUCGGCCAGCGGGGGUCGACGCAUCCACCCAGACGGAGCCACCCGCGCCGCCAGUUGACGUGACGGGCGGCGUAGAGGCACCCAUGGACAUCGAAGUGGAGCAGCCUGCUCUCCCUCCUGACGGGGAGGUCGAGCCGCGGGCACACGACGAGGAGACGCACACGGAGACACCCCCACUUGCUGCAGCGGAGGCUGGAUGGCUGCCGCUCCCUAAGGCGGACAGCGUGCCAGAAGGUCGCCGCGUCUCUUCGUGA
Molecule: messenger RNA, 825 nt
Organism: Schistocerca nitens (vagrant locust)
Lineage: Eukaryota; Metazoa; Arthropoda; Insecta; Orthoptera; Acrididae
Exons: 1
Coding region: 1-825 (274 amino acids)
Molecular function (GO): nucleic acid binding; zinc ion binding
Source: RefSeq, a predicted model, not a curated record